GGAUUAAUAAAGCUAGGCCUGAAUUAUUAGAAGUUCAAAUAAUUCCACAAAGUGAAUAUACACCAAGACUUGGCCGACCUAAAUAUGAACUCUUGAGCAACUUUUCUUUGCAAUGGCACCCCAAAUGAUGCCCACACCAAUUAUCAUCAUCACCUCUCUCCUCUUAAUUCUCUCAAACACAGCCUCCUCUCAACAGCAAUUCAGAGAAGCACCUCAGUUCUACAACUCCCCCAUUUGUCCUCCACAAUCUGAAACAAACACUUAUUCAAUUUGCUCAGAUAAUGCAGUACACGUGGCAAUGACCCUUGACGCCACGUACCUCCGCGGCUCUAUGGCCGCCGUUCUCUCCGUCCUCCAACACUCCUCCUGCCCGGAAAACACCCACUUCCACUUCAUCACCACCGCCUCCGCCGCCACCCGCCACCACCGCCUCCUCCGCCUCACCAUUUCCCAAUCCUUCCCUUCCCUCAACUUCCGCCUCUACCACUUCAACACGGCCGCUGUGGCCGGCCUCAUCUCCACCUCCAUCCGGGCGGCGCUCGAUUCCCCUCUCAACUAUGCUCGCAACUACCUCGCCGAUCUCCUCCCCGAAUGCGUCCGAAAAAUCGUCUACCUUGACUCCGACCUCGUCCUCGUCGACGACAUCGCCAAACUCGCCGCCACGCCGCUCCGGCGCCGCGUCCUCGCCGCGCCGGAGUACUGCAACGCCAACUUCACGUCCUACUUUACGCCGUCGUUUUGGUCCAACCCAUCUCUUUCCUCGACAUUUACGGAUCGAAAAGCCUGUUAUUUCAACACGGGUGUGAUGGUUAUUGAUCUCGAGAGAUGGAGAGAUGGGGACUAUACUAGGAAGAUUGUCGAAUGGAUGGAGUUGCAGAAGAGAAUGAGGAUUUAUGAAUUGGGUUCUUUACCGCCAUUUUUGCUGGUUUUUGCCGGGAAUAUUGCUCCGGUGGAUCAUAGGUGGAACCAACAUGGGCUCGGAGGAGAUAAUUUCCGGGGACUUUGUCGAGAUUUGCACCUCGGUCCGGUAAGCCUUCUGCAUUGGAGUGGGAAGGGGAAGCCGUGGGUGAGACUCGAUGCGAACUGCCCAUGUCCUUUGGAUGCUCUCUGGGCACCUUAUGAUCUGCUCAAAACACCAUAUCUUCUUGACUCUUAAGAUUUUGGUUGGUGAGAAACAAUUCAGAGAGAGCAGAGAUGAAAGCCGGAAGCCUGCUUACUUUGUUGUAAAUGGUAGUAAAAGAGGAGUAAGAUCAUCUAUCCCACUCUUCAUCAUAUUGUUAUGUUAUCAAAAUCAAUGACCGGAAAGAGUAUGGUACAGAUACUCUUGCAACGCACUUAAAGAUGGGGCAUGGUUGUUGUAUAGAUUACACAGUUAUUAAAAGAUCACAUAAAGGAUCUAUUUUUGGCUCUGUUGUACAAGAGAACAGUUAAUUACAGUUAAGAAUUACUAGAGAAGAAAAAAAGGUCAUUUCUUUUUGUAUGUUUCUUCUUUUGGAUCAGUGACACUGAAAUGUGUAUGUGAAUAGAUUUACUUAAUCGCUU
Messenger RNA from Camellia sinensis, 1542 nucleotides. RefSeq names its product putative galacturonosyltransferase-like 1. Gene Ontology annotation, cellular component: Golgi apparatus. The record is from RefSeq and is a predicted model, not a curated record. Gene Ontology annotation, molecular function: glycosyltransferase activity. NCBI's taxonomy places the organism in Eukaryota, Viridiplantae, Streptophyta, Magnoliopsida, Ericales, Theaceae.